Molecule: messenger RNA, 1997 nt
Organism: Teleopsis dalmanni
Lineage: Eukaryota; Metazoa; Arthropoda; Insecta; Diptera; Diopsidae
Product: cytochrome P450 4g1-like
Exons: 4
Coding region: 1-1653 (550 amino acids)
Molecular function (GO): heme binding; monooxygenase activity; iron ion binding
Source: RefSeq, a predicted model, not a curated record
AUGUCCAUUGAAACUGUGAAGGAAACGCUUAAUCAAGCGGGAGGCGCGACUGGAUUUAGUCCAAUAAUAACUGCGCUUAUUGGUACAGCGGUUGUGAUCGCACUUUAUGAAUACUGGCAUCGCAAUACACGUGAAUACAAGAUGACCAAGAAUAUACCAACUCCACCAGAAUUGCCUCUCGUUGGCAAUGCUCACUUGGUAUAUGGCUUGUCUAAUGCGGAGAUUAUGAAGCGUGGUAUUGUCUAUAUCAAUAAAUACGGUGAAACUUUAAGAGCUUGGUUGGGUAAUGUUUUGCUUAUUCUCCUAACCAAUCCUGCCGAUAUUGAAAUCAUACUCAGUACAAAUAAUCAUUUAACAAAAGCCGAAGAAUAUCGUUACUUUAAACCUUGGUUCGGAGAUGGUCUUUUGAUCAGCAAAGGUGACCAUUGGCGUCAUCAUCGCAAAAUGAUUGCUCCAACCUUCCAUCAAAGUAUCCUAAAGAGCUUUGUACCUACAUUUGUGCAACACUCACAGGCUGUGGUGGAUCGUAUGCGUAAAGAAGUUGGAAAAUCUUUUGAUGUGCAUGAUUAUAUGUCCCAAACUACUGUGGAGAUUUUGUUGACUACAGCUAUGGGUGUGAAAAAAAUACCAGAAGGCAAUAAGAGUUUCGAAUACGCACAAGCCGUUGUGGAUAUGUGCGACAUUAUACACAAACGUCAAGUCAAAUUGUUCUAUCGUUUAGAUGCGAUUUAUAAUUUCACCAAAUUGCGUGAGAAAGGUGAUAAGAUGAUGAAUAUCAUUUUAGGAAUGACUAAACGUGUUGUUAGUGACCGUAAGCAGAACUUUAGUGCCGAAAAUCGCGCAAUUAUUGAAGAAGUUGAUGAGGUAUCUAAGCAAAAGGCACUCAACAAAAACGAAGGACUUCGUGACGAUUUGGAUGACAUCGAUGAAAAUGACGUUGGUGCCAAACGUCGUUUGGCUUUGUUAGAUGCCAUGGUUGAAAUGGCAAAGAAUCCUGAAAUUGAAUGGAACGAAAAGGAUAUUAUGGAUGAAGUAAACACUAUUAUGUUCGAAGGUCAUGAUACUACCUCCGCUGGAUCUAGUUUUGCACUCUGUAUGCUCGGCAUACACAAGGACAUACAAGAGAAAGUCUAUGCAGAACAGAAGGCUAUUUUUGGUGAUAACAUGCUACGCGAUUGCACGUUUGCUGACACAAUGGAAAUGAAAUACUUAGAACGUGUUAUAAUGGAAACUUUGCGUAUGUAUCCACCAGUACCAUUAAUUGCCAGACGUCUGGACACUGACAUUAAAUUAGCAUCUGGUCCAUAUACUGUACCGAAGGGCACUACAGUGAUUGUGUUGCAAUACUGGGUGCAUCGUCGUGCUGAUAUCUAUCCAAACCCAGAUAAAUUCGACCCUGACAAUUUCUUACCUGAACGUGCUGCUAAUCGACAUUACUACAGCUUCAUACCAUUCAGCGCUGGUCCCAGAAGUUGUGUAGGUCGUAAAUACGCCAUGUUGAAGCUAAAGGUGUUGCUAUCCACUAUUAUCCGUAACUAUAAAAUACACUCGAACGAGAAGGAGUCAGACUUCAAGCUACAGGCUGAUAUUAUUUUGAAGUUGGAAAACGGUUUCAAUAUCAUUUUGGAACCACGCACACACGCCGUCGCUUAAGUGUGUCAGCGAUUAAUCAGAUUGAAUCUAAGAACCCUGUUUUAAGAAUGUUUAGCUUGUAGUUUAAUGCAUAGUAAUUAUCUUGAAAAACCGCUUGUAUAUAUCCUUUUAGAUUGCUUUCGCCUAAUAUGAUAAAGUAAACGGCUUUGUUCUAAUAGAAAAUAGUUUUGCUUGAUGGAAUUAAUUGCGCUUUGCUGUGUCCAAAAUUUUUAUUAAAUCAUCGCAUAUAAAAAUUUAUAGGAAAGUUUAAUACACAUACAUAUAUAUCUAUUUUUUGGGGUUUAAAAUUAUUUUGGAAAUGAUACAACUUAUCAAUAAAAAGCAUACAGUCAACAACUGCAAAA